AUGUCCUCACGAAGUACUCGUAUCUCCACUGCUAUUGAUAGCUUAGUGCGCCGAUUUCAAGUAGAUAUACCUGGAGAAGAUCCUGCAGAUGCGGAGGAAAGAGAAAGCAAUGCUGCCGACUUUGUACGGGAAGUUCUGGGAAGCUCAAAAACUCCUGCUGUUGUCGCAGAUGUGAACCAAGCUUCGGAUUUGAUAAAGAAACGAUUAAUACAAACAAACCCAAGUCCGAAUGAAGCCCUAAGAUUUACAAACCUUUAUAGCCGGCUUCUUUCUAUACCGGUCAUUACACAAAAAUGGGCAGUGCUUUAUUUUCUAUAUCAGCUAGGAGAUCAAGAGCAACUUAGGCCUUCUGGGUUGACGAGCCCGUUUAUGAGUCCAAUAAGAAAGAAGAAAUCAAGGAGAGCACUCGAGGCUCAAGAUACUGCAAGUGCUGCUCCUCUCAGGGACACACGUCGAAAUUUUCAAACCGAUAAUACCUUUGAUUCCCAAAGCCACACGUCGCGAGAGGAACGGGAAUUUGACGAUGCUUUUGCGCCUGCCGGGUUGAAGAAAUUACCGGAACGAGAAGGGGGUCAGAGAGAUAGAAAGGAAGAAGAGCAGGCAUUUGUGAAGACGCCAGUCAGCCAACGUGAGAGUGUCGCAUUGAAGACGGCUCUGCUGGCGGAAAAUUAUGUCGAAAUUGAUCCACCGGAGACUGCAUUGCUUAGGGAUUUGCCAUUCACAUUACAAGGUCUAUCUUCGUCGAAUUUACCAUUUGAUUCCCAAUCAAGCCUAAGGCUACCAGAUACUUUGCCCGUACCAAUAAUCUCGAUCCUCCAUACUUUAGCUGAGCCAUCGCUACUAUACAGAAGUCUGUCCAGUUUUGUGCAGACGAGUGAUGGCGGUUUACUCGGCCAGAGUUUAAGAGCUGCUAUUGCUGGCGAACUCAGGUCAUACCUUGGGCUCGUAGCGACAUUAGAAGGUCAAAUUAGACGAGCACUUUCAUCAUUAGAUGAGAAUGAGCCUAGAGGAGGCAUUGGAAAGGCAGGAGUCACUCUUAAGAGAUGCGUGGUAUGGACCCGAGAAGCUACGAUGGGCUUGAGAUUAAUGAGUUUAAUAAGUGAAGAAUCGAAAAGCAAAAAGGGUGGCCAGCUCAUUACCUUGAUCCAUGGAUUUUCGUCAUCACAUGGGGACCCAAUGGUAGGAGCUUUUGCCGAACGCUUGUUGAUUCAUGUCACUCGGCCAUUUUAUGAUAUGCUUCGACAUUGGAUUUAUGAUGGAGAAUUAUCUGAUCCCUAUCAUGAAUUUUUCGUCUCGGAGCAAGAUCCCAAUGCGAUUCAAGAAGCCCAAGAUGGCAGAAGUCGAGGAGGUGCCAGUAGUGUAUGGGAGGACAAAUACAAACUUAAUGAAGAUAUGGUACCAAGUAUCAUUACACAGGAUUUCGCUCAAAAGGUCUUUUUGAUCGGAAAGUCCUUGAACUUCAUCCGUUAUGGCUGUGGAGAUUCUCAAUGGGUGGAGGCAUAUUCAAAAGAUGCUUCAAAAGAACUACGAUAUGGUGAUACCGCAACGUUAGAAACAUGGAUUGAUGAAGCUUACAAGACAACAAUGGCUCGACUAAUCCACCUAAUGUCGGACAAGUUUCAUCUUUUUGAGCAUCUUAAGGCUCUUAAAAACUAUAUCCUUCUAGGGCAGGGAGAUUUUAUCGCUCUACUCAUGGAAUCUCUCGCAUCAAAUCUUGAUCGUCCCGCAGGUGCCCAAUAUCGACAUACCCUGACAGCUCAACUUGAACACGCUAUUCGUGGCUCUAAUGCGCAAUACGAUUCUCCCGAGGUUCUCCGACGUCUUGAUGCUCGCAUGUUGCAACUGUCUCAUGGUGAUAUAGGUUGGGAUUGUUUCACACUUGAAUACAAAAUCGAUGCCCCUGUCGAUGUCGUAGUAACCGAAUGGGGUAACCGACAAUACCUCAAAGUUUUUAACUUCUUAUGGCGUAUUAAACGUGUUGAAUUUGCCCUCUCUACCACCUGGCGUAAAUGUAUGACCGGCGCCCGCGGUGUCCUACUCGGAUCUCCUGAUCCCGCCUUCCAUCAAUCUUGGAAACAAACUCGUGGCGUCCUUGCAGAAAUGAUUCACUUCAUCGCUCAACUUCAAUACUAUAUUCUCUUUGAAGUCAUCGAGUCCUCUUGGGAUGAACUCCAAUCUGCAAUUCACAAAGAUGGUUGCACACUUGACGAUCUUAUCAAAGCGCAUACCAAGUACCUCAAUGCCAUCACACAUAAAGGUCUUCUAGGCGCCAAGAAAAAACAUUCUAAUGACCUUGAUGAUAAUACUUUUAUGGUUCAAUUAGGCGAAAUCCUUAGACUAAUGCUAUCAUACCGCGACGCAGUUGACGGGCUUUAUUCCUUCAGCGUAACGGAAUACUCCAAACGUCAAAACGCCAAUUCUCCCUCGGUCCCCCCGACAGGUACCACCUCCUCUCGACCCGGAACUCGUUUCGAUGAUUAUCCUCCCUCUCGAUCUCCUUUUGAGAACCCCAACCCUGCACUUUUAAAUCUCAACCUUUCAAAUAUUCAGGGUGAAGAAGAAGAAUUCCCUCUAUUGGCAGACAGAUUGAGUGGAUUAGGAACGCAAUUUAAAACAAGGAUUUCUCUAUUACUAGGGGAUUUGGCGUAUCAACCGGACACGGAUAUGAGAUUUUUAGGUGUGGUAAUGAAUUUUAAUGACGUAUAUACAGGGGUCAGGCGGAAAAGUAACCGAGAAAGGGAAAGGGAAAGAGAAAAAGGGAAGGGAAAAGCUAGAGAAGGAAGAUCUGGUGAAUCAAGCGUUAAGGAAAGAUAA
Molecule: messenger RNA, 2814 nt
Organism: Sclerotinia sclerotiorum 1980 UF-70
Lineage: Eukaryota; Fungi; Ascomycota; Leotiomycetes; Helotiales; Sclerotiniaceae
Exons: 2
Coding region: 1-2814 (937 amino acids)
Biological process (GO): mitotic cell cycle; spindle assembly; meiotic cell cycle
Cellular component (GO): spindle pole; equatorial microtubule organizing center; gamma-tubulin small complex
Molecular function (GO): gamma-tubulin binding; microtubule minus-end binding
Source: RefSeq, a predicted model, not a curated record